Messenger RNA from Plectropomus leopardus (leopard coralgrouper), 1795 nucleotides. RefSeq names its product NADPH oxidase organizer 1a (gene noxo1a). Gene Ontology annotation, biological process: superoxide anion generation. NCBI's taxonomy places the organism in Eukaryota, Metazoa, Chordata, Actinopteri, Perciformes, Serranidae. The record is from RefSeq and is a predicted model, not a curated record. Gene Ontology annotation, cellular component: cytoplasm. Gene Ontology annotation, molecular function: protein binding; superoxide-generating NADPH oxidase activator activity; phosphatidylinositol binding.
CAAGGCUGAGAGUUUUCUGCAGCAGCAAACAACUGGACUAUUCAACACACUCAGUCUCUGUCGGUUCAUCAUGGAGGCGCAGCGGUAUCCAAUGAGUGUCCGUAUGAUCGGAGUGAUGCACAAGGAAAAGAGCAAAAUGUACAUUACCUCCGUGCUUUGGUCGGACCAGAAUGAUAUUGUAGUUUACAGGACUUUGGAUGAAUUCAAGACAAUGCACAAACAAAUGAAGAAAGCGUUCCCGGCCGCGAGUAAAACGAAAAAGUCGGACAGAAUCAUCCCCAAAUUUCAAGAUAAAAAGUUGAACCAGGGUGGCCAGAAGAAAGGUACCACUAAAUCUCUCGUGCGCCUCAAGUUCCUGCAGAAAUAUUGUGACAAACUUCUGAGCUGCGACCCGCAGGUGUGUCAGUCUGCAGACCUCAUCCAGUUCUUCCACCCCAAAGACCAGGACCUGCAGCCCGAGUUUGCCAAGAACAGCAUCAUGAUCAUGCCAUCAGAGGAUGAAAUCAAGACAGGCGCAGGACCUGGCGGUGGUGGCAACGUGACACAGCCGUUCGUCACAGAGACGUACAGAUGUGUGGCCCCGUACGAGACCAAAGACACCAAGAACAAACCUUUCAAAGUGGCGCUGGACGAAAAAGUAGACGUACUCAUCAAAGACAAAGCAGGGUGGUGGCUUGUGGAGAAUGACGACAAGCGGAUGGCCUGGUUCCCUGCCCCAUACCUAGAGAAGCUAGAUGAUGAUGAUGAUGAUGACGAAGAUGAUGUGGAUGGAACUCCUGAAAGAGGAAUGCUGUACACUGCAGUCAAGAGCUACAAGCGCACCAAAGAUGAUGAGAUAACCGUGGCCAUUGGUGCAGUGGUGGAGGUCCUGCAGAAGUCUGAGAACGGCUGGUGGCUCAUCAGAUAUAAUGGUAAGGUAGGUUACAUCCCCACGAUGUACCUGCAGCCCUACACCUACCCUCAGAUCCGCAUGACAGGCCACCAUCAAGAUCACAGAGCCUCCUCCCCAAACCAGUUCCUGAGCCUGGAACAGCAGUCCAACCAGCUCAGCCUCUCACAAGGAAACCUACUGCAACCUCCUCCCGUCAGGUCCUCGUCACCUCGCCAAAACUACAUACGGCAGAGACCAAACUCUCUUGAGAUCAUGUCGGAACAACCUUCCCCUCAGCCUGCAGCAAGAACCCCUUCACCCACCACAAGAGUCAGCAUCUCGCCUACGACUUCAAACCAAGCCCCUAUGCCCAAAAUCAUGGUUCAGACGGACGGAGAAGAGGAGCGACGUCGUGGCGUCCUGAGAGCGGACAGCGAGGGAAGCUUUAUGAGCGACAGCACAGACUUCAGCGAUGAACUCAACUCCUCCUGGGCGAGCUCCUCGUCCUUCAACCUGAGCCUGAACCAGAGCUACAACGAGGAUCAGCUGCGUCUCAGCCGCACGCCUCCCCCUACGGUGAACCACCUCAGUCCGACAAGCGGCCUUGAGGGUAGAUUGAUGCCCAGCGUCUCUGAUCCCAACCUCUACAAGAGCCCGUCAACACCUAAGGUGCCCCCCAGACCGCGGGCCCAGGAGAUCCUCACCCGUUGUUCCACUGUCACCCGCAAGAACGCAGCCAAAGGCAGCCCGUCCCCCACACAAACUGAGAUUACUAGUCGAUGAAGUUUCUAUUGAUGUUUGCUUUGUUUUUAUGAUGAAGAAACUUAAAUCUAAUCUUAGGAUGGGAGCUAAUUUAACUCUUUGAAACCUGAGCAAAUUGGCUUGAUUUCUUUCAAAAACACUGAAAGAAGGAAAUGAGCUACG